CUAGCUUUUCUGAGCAUUUUAACCCACAUCAUAAUCUGCAACCAUGAAGUGGGUAACAUUAAUUUCAUUUAUUUUCCUCGUAAAUUCUGCCAGAUCCAGGAAUCUGCAAAGAGUUGCUCGAGGGGCAGAGCACAAGAGUGAGAUUGCCCAUCGCUACAAUGACUUGAAGGAAGAGACAUUUAAGGCAGUUUCCAUGAUCACAUUUGCUCAGUAUCUCCAGAGAUGUUCUUACGAGGGACUGUCUAAGCUGGUAAAGGAUGUUGUUGAUCUGGCACAGAAGUGUGUUGCCAAUGAGGAUGCUCCUGAGUGCACGAAAUCACUGCCCUCUAUUUUCCUGGAUGAAAUCUGCCAAAUGGAAAAGCUCCGUGACUCAUAUGGUGCAAUGGCUGACUGCUGUAGUAAGGCUGAUCCUGAAAGAAAUCAGUGCUUCCUGUCAUUUAAAGUUGCCCAGCCAGACUUCAUUCAGCCAUACCAGAGACCAGCUGCUGAUGUGAUAUGCAAGGAUUACCAGGACAACCGUGUGUCAUUCAUGGGACAUUUCAUCUAUUCUGUUGCAAGAAGAACCCCAUUCUUGUAUGCUCCAACAAUCCUUGGUCUGGCUGCUGAUUAUGAACAUGUACUUCAGAGCUGCUGCAAAGAGAGUGAUGUUGGUGCUUGCUUGGAUGAAAAGGCAGGUGCCAUAAAAGAAAAAGCCAAGAAAAUAAGCCUGAAGCAGCAGUAUUCUUGUGAAAUUCUCAACAAAUUUGGUGAGAGAACUUUCCAAGCAAAUAAACUUGCUCACCUGAGCCAGAAAUAUCCCAAGGCUCCGUUCUCAGAAAUUGUUAAAAUUCUACAGGACAUUAAGGGUGUCUACAAAGAGUGCUGUGAAGGGGACAUGAUAGAGUGCAUGGAUGACAGGGCAGAGCUUAUAACCUAUAUGUGCUCUAAACAAGAUGUUUUGUCAAGUAAAAUCAAAGACUGCUGUGCCAAGCCAGUUGUAGAGCGAAGCCAGUGCGUUAUUGAAGCAGAUUUUGAUGAGAAACCUGCAGAUCUUCCUUCACUAGUUGAAAAAUACAUCCAAGAUAAGGAAGUGUGCAAGAGCUUUGAGGCAGGCCACGAUGCAUUCUUGUCUGAGUUCAUUUAUGAAUAUGCACGGAGACACCCUGAGCUCUCCACACAGCUGAUUCUGAGAGUUGCUAAGGGAUAUGAAACACUCCUGGAAAAGUGCUGCAAGACAGACAACCCUGCCCAGUGCUAUGGAAAUGCUCAAGAGGAUUUGAACAAGCAUAUCAAAGAAACUCAGGAUGUUGUAAACACCAACUGUAACCUUCUUGCUACCCAUGGCGAGGCAGACUUUCUUAAAGCACUUCUCAUCCGCUACACGAAGAAAAUGCCUCAAGUAUCAACUGACACCUUGCUUGAAAUUGGAAAGAAAAUGACAGCUGUUGGUAGUAAGUGCUGCAAGCUUCCUGAGAACAAACGCCUGCCUUGCUCUGAGGGAUAUCUGAGCAUUGUGAUUCAGGACAUGUGCAAGAGGCAGGAGACCACACCUGUAAAUGACAACGUUUCACACUGCUGCAGUGACUCUUACGCUUACAGGAGACCCUGUUUCACUGCCAUGGGAGUAGAUACCAAAUAUGUGCCUCCAGCAUUUAACCCUGAUAUGUUCAGCUUUGAUGAAAAAUUGUGCACUUAACGGGAACUAGGGCAGAUGAAAUUGCUUGUCAACCUCAUUAAACGCAAGCCCCAGAUGACAGAAGAACAAAUCAAGACAAUUGCUGAUGGUUUCACUGCCAUGGUGGACAAAUGCUGCAAGCAAUCAGAUAUUGAGACAUGCUUUGGGGAAGAGGGUGCAAACCUAAUAGUCCAGAGCAGAGCCACAUUAGGAAUUGGCGUUUAACACGUGGUUGCCAGUGGGGAAAAUAUGAAGAAAAAUACUUCUGUGCAACUUCUCCUGCCCAUUACCUUUUUUCCUUUGGUACUGAAUGAGUAUUUCAUGAAUCUUUAGCGUUUUGUCAAACCACAUGCUUUUCCAGAAACUUUUCAAUUCUAUCAC
This is a messenger RNA of Nestor notabilis (Kea), 2035 nucleotides long. RefSeq names its product serum albumin-like. Gene Ontology annotation, biological process: transport. The record is from RefSeq and is a predicted model, not a curated record. The transcript has 15 exons. NCBI's taxonomy places the organism in Eukaryota, Metazoa, Chordata, Aves, Psittaciformes, Psittacidae. Gene Ontology annotation, cellular component: cytoplasm; blood microparticle.